GAGCACAUGACUCCCAGCCGAGCCCACAUGACUGCACUGUGUUUUAAUGAUUUUCUUCCGUGUACGACUUCGUUUAUAAGACACGGUGAACUGGAACUGUCUCCAGACUGGAGUUUAUAUGAAUUAAUUCGCUUCUGUUCACACUGUGAGGAGUUUCCAUUCAUUUCUCCCAGCGCUCCGGUAUGCAGAAAACAGCAGUUGUUUUGUUGCUGGCCUUCUCAGCAACUACCUUUGCUCUGGACAAUGGCCUGAUGAGGACCCCGCCUAUGGGCUGGCUGGCAUGGGAGCGAUUCCGCUGUGACAUUGAUUGUGACAAUGAUCCCAAAAACUGCAUCAGUGAAUCCCUCUUCAAAGACAUGGCAGACAGGCUGGCUGAGGAUGGAUGGAGGGAGCUUGGUUAUGUCUAUGUCAACAUUGAUGAUUGCUGGUCUUCAAAGCAGAGAGACGCACAAGGACGACUCCAGCCAGAUCCUAAAAGGUUCCCUGGUGGCAUCGCUAAUCUGGCGCGCUACGUUCAUGACCGUGGGCUUAAGCUGGGAAUUUAUGGAGACCUGGGGACUUACACCUGUGGAGGGUACCCUGGCACCACCUUGGAUAAAAUCGAAAUAGACGCUCAGACCUUUGCAGAUUGGGGCAUUGACAUGCUCAAACUGGAUGGUUGCUACUCCAACGCCACAGAUCAGGAAAUGGGCUACCCACUAAUGACAAAGGCCCUCAAUGCCACCGGCCGACCAAUUGGGUAUUCGUGCAGUUGGCCUGCGUACCAGGGUGGGCUUCCUCCCGCUGUCAACUACACCCUGCUAGGAGAGAUCUGUAACCUGUGGCGUAAUUAUGGUGAUAUUCAGGACUCAUGGGACAGUGUCUUAAACAUUGUGGACUGGUUUACUGACCAUCAGGACAUUCUCCAGCCUGCUGCUGGACCAGGACAAUGGAACGACCCAGAUAUGCUGAUAAUUGGGGAUUAUGGCCUCAGCAUUGACCAGUCACGUUCUCAGAUGGCAUUGUGGGCAAUAAUGGCUGCUCCUCUCUUCAUGUCUAAUGAUCUGCGGACCCUGAACAGUGGGGCGCGUGCUAUACUACAGAACAAAGGCGCUAUUGCAAUCAAUCAGGACCCAUUGGGUAUUCAAGGCAGACGCCUGAUCAAGGAAAAGAGUGGCAUAGAUGUGUUCUGGCGUCCUCUGUCUAAUGGAGCAAGUGCUUUGGUCUUCUUCAGCAGAAGAACAGACAUGCCAUACCGAUACCAGACCUCUCUAAAGGCCCUCAACUACACCCCUGGCACUUAUAAGUUGUAUGAUGUGUUCCUGGAGAAGUCAUUGCCUGAGGUAAAGGAUGCCACAGACUUCGUUGUCUCAGUCAACCCCACAGGGGUGGUCAUGUGGUAUGUUUACCCGUCCACUAAGCAAGAAGUUCACCUCAAAAGUAAACUGACUAAGUCUGUCUUUCAUCGCAAACCCUAUUCUCCUGAUAUUCUCUAAAAAAAUAUGCUUUCUGUUAGAUGUGCCAUCCAAAGACAGUACCACUACCACCAGUAUACAGCAUUACUGAUCUUUAUCUCUCUGGACUGAAAACUCAGAGAAAAACAUCAGAGGAAAGUUGUCCCAUGUUUCAGCAGUCUAGAUUUUAUAUCUGAGUAUUUUAAUGUAAGUGUUCUUUUCAGUAUCUAACAGUUGCUACAUGAAGGUUGCACACAUGUGCUUAGCGUUAAAAAAACUUUAUACAAAAAAAAGAGAGAGAUUGGUUGGGAUUAACUCUAAAUGUUCAGAAUCUCAAUAACAUGCAUUCCUAGAUUAACUUGUAUAUUGUUUUUUUUUUUUUAACUGUGCAUGGCAUAUACUCCUGGUACUGUGUUUGGAUAGUGUAGCUAAUCCACGCUCAGGGAAAAUCAACCUGUGAGACUGUUCUGUUUACAAAUCAGCACUAAAGAAGGGAAAGUCCAAAAAGUCAUGCUUUGGAUUUUUUUUAUGUUUUGGAGGAGAUUUUUUUGUACUACUCUUCAUUGUGAUUAAACCUGUGAUUAAAUGUGUUAUUUGUUUA
Astyanax mexicanus (Mexican tetra) is the source of this 2034-nucleotide messenger RNA. RefSeq names its product N-acetylgalactosaminidase, alpha (gene naga). Gene Ontology annotation, cellular component: cytoplasm. Gene Ontology annotation, biological process: glycosylceramide catabolic process; glycoside catabolic process; oligosaccharide metabolic process. The record is from RefSeq and is a predicted model, not a curated record. Lineage: Eukaryota; Metazoa; Chordata; Actinopteri; Characiformes; Acestrorhamphidae. Bases 183 to 1475 code for a protein of 430 amino acids. The transcript is spliced from 9 exons. Gene Ontology annotation, molecular function: alpha-galactosidase activity.